This is a messenger RNA of Pectinophora gossypiella (pink bollworm), 2769 nucleotides long. It is a transcript of the gene nuf, whose product is annotated as rab11 family-interacting protein 4. Gene Ontology annotation, cellular component: cleavage furrow; endocytic vesicle; recycling endosome membrane. Lineage: Eukaryota; Metazoa; Arthropoda; Insecta; Lepidoptera; Gelechiidae. The transcript has 14 exons. The coding region runs from base 368 to 1750 and encodes 460 amino acids. The record is from RefSeq and is a predicted model, not a curated record. Gene Ontology annotation, biological process: regulation of cytokinesis; endocytic recycling.
UCUGUCGCGAUUCACAGGUGUAUGCACAGUGCGCGAUGUGCAGCCUAGCGUAAAUAAAAAAACCUGUUUUUGUAAACUAAAACUGCGUUUUAGGAAUACCACCCACAUACCAAUCUACAUCGAAUUAUUGUGCUAUUAAAACAGUGAUCUCAAGUUCGUCGUGGUUUGUGCGAGUGUUUCGAAACAGUGACAACAAGUUUUCUUGUGCUGUGCGCGGUCCUUGAGGUGGAGGCUUCAUCAUCGCCGCUCCGUUUCUUGUUGUUUGUUUGGCGGCAAUUAGUGGUCAAGAUACCUACCGAAAUCGAGCCUCGUGAAGUUAUCACAAAGCAGAGCAGACUAAAAUUUAGACGUGAAAGUACCGGCGGCCAUGAUGGCGCCCAGCGUAUUCCAGAGGACCAAGUCUCCGCGAUCCUCGCCCGGCAACCUGUCCCGGAAACUACAGAACGGCACAGAUCGAUCAGCGCAGCCGGAGCCGGCAGCUGACUCCAGUCCUGGCAAUUCCAUCUCUGAUGCUGAAAACUUCGAGUGCUACGGCGAGGCCGACGGCGAUGGUGCUAAUGCAGUGGAAAAUGGCACUCGGAGUCCCGGAAGCCACCUGAACAGACACUCCUGGACAAGAACCAGUCUAAGAAGAACCCCGCCCAGCCAUCAGGAGAAUCUCCCGCAUCGCCGAUGGGGCUCCAUGAGACACUCUGGAAAGCGGCAACUCGGCUCCAAUGUCUUAGCCAGUCAGCUGUACCGCUCGUCGUCAUUCAACUCGUCGGGCUGCGGGUCUGGCGGCGAGCCGGCCGACGAUAUGUACUCUGAUGUCUCGCUAGAGGAAGACGUACAGGGUCUCAACUUUAAGGUGCAGCUGCUGCAGCAGCAAGUGACGUCACUGGCGGACACGCAGAGCAGCGCGGACGAGCGCUACGCCCGGGCUAAAGCCGACAACGCUGUACUACAAGCUAGAGUGCACAUGCUCGACGAACAGAUACGUGAGAUCGAGUGUCGGUGUGAAGAGAGGAUUGCGGAGGAGCAGCGACGAUGUCGUGACGCCAUAGCUCGUGUGGAGCGUGACAGAGACCAGCAGCUGACCGCACUGAAUGAUAGACUGUCUGCCGCUGAGACUGAAGCCUCAGAUCUUAAACAAGAGGUUGGCAGACUCCGUGGAGUAGCAGAGACGUUGCGAGCGAACGCUGAAGCAGCAACGAGGGCGCACCGCGAGGCUCAGGAGCAAGUAGGCGAGCUGGUCGCACAGCUGAGCGCAGCGAGGGAAGCUGAGCGGAGAGAACGGGAGACCGCAGCAGCGACCGCUGAUCUACUGGCAGCGACGAAGUUAGAGCUGCAAAGAUUCACCGAAGCCCCACCACCGCCGCCCGACCCAAGACUUGACGAGCUCAGGAAAGAACUUGUGCUGUUACGGACGCAAAAUAAAUCUCUAUCGGAGGCCCAAGAGGAGCUACAGGCGCAGAUCCUGACCCGCGGCGUGGAAGAAGGUCGCAGCCUGCUGGACGGAGUCAGCGGCCCACUCGUCGCCACCAACUCUCUCGCCCACGAACUCUCGCAGAUGAGCGACGAUGAGCUCGAUGGUAGCGAUACACUACACAGCAUAGAGUUGGAAAAGCUUCAAAAAGCUCUGAAGGAGCAACAGGACGUGAACGUGCAACUGAGGAACUACAUCGACGGGAUUCUGCUGUCGAUCGUCGAAAACUACCCACAGUUGCUCGAAGUCAAAUACCAGAAGCAACCAAGCGAAACCAAGUCAUAACAAAUAAUAUAAAAAAACUCACGUAUUUAGUGUGUUCAGCUGAAGGAAUGUCCGAAUAGAAUAGUCUAAAAUGAAUGAAUUUAUCGCGUUUAUUAUGAAUGUAAUGUCAUUUCUGUGAUAGAAAGAAAUAGUGUAAUUUGAAUGUAUUUGUCAUAGAAUUGGAGAAUAAUAUUAGAAAGGCAGAAGCAGACAACAAAAAGAAAUAUUCACAGAAUUAAUACCAUUACGUUAUAUCCAAGAACCAUGUUUGGAAAUAUGAAUAUAAAAGACGAAAUAGGACUGCCAGGAAUUUUAGAGAUGAAAUCACAUUUUUGUAAAUAUUGUGGAUAGGGAUAUCUUAUAAUGUUAUAGAAAAUAAAUUGUUCCUCUUCAAUAUCUGUGCUAAACUGCUGAUAUGUAGAAAACUUAUAAAUAAGAUAGAAUAUUAUUAAAGAUCUGUGAAGAAAUAAUAACAAAUAAAAUAUUAUGUUACUAUACAAAGGCCAGGCCGUCCAUAUAGAUAUUACUACUAUUACACAACUACUUACUUAAAAGCAAUUCUUAUGAAAGACUGGUGUGUAUAAUAAAUUUGGGUGCAUAUUUAGGUAUUGAUUAUCUUAUUGAAGUCUAAUAACUUCUAACUAAAGCCAUUAAGUAAUAAAAAGGUGUAGCUACACUCAACGGGAAUCAAUGUUCUAGAACGAUGGAUUUAGUUCCAAAUUAUUACAAAAUUAAAUACGAUAAGUAUAACUAAUUUGAAAUAUACACCGUUCUAGUAUAGGGGUCCUGCUUUGUGUGUUUCUAUUGAAAGCGUGUUUCUAUUUGCGAAUUUGAAUGUAUCUGCAUACCUUAGAACCUAGACUUUGUAAUUCUUUUAAGAGAUUGUGUACCUAUAUUUUUACAAUGAGAUAUUUAUAUUGUUAAGUUAGCAGUAGUUAUGUAGGCAUUUGUGUACAUUUUGAUAACAUUCAUGGUGUAAAUUUAAUGAGAGAUGUUAUAACAAGUCAUCAAUAUAAAUUAAAUGAAUUCUAAUAUACAAA